GGUAAACAUGGCAAAUGCAAGAAACAACAAAAUGUAAAUGUAUAAACGUGUGAAAAAAUAAAUCUUACACUAGUAAACGAGCAAAAUGUUUGUAAAAAAUAAAUGGAAAUUUUAUAUUUCAUCUGUGUCAUCCUGUUGAUUUCGUAUUUAAUUUAUUUAAUACAGCCAUAUUGGAUAUUUAUAUUAUCGUUCGCUGUUGUUUAUACAAUGUACAGUCAAAUAUGUAUGAUAUUUUAAAAUACAGACUUCUAGAUGAGAUUAAAAAAGGCGCAAUAUAAAUUUUCGAUGGUGUGUAUCGGGAGAGCUAAGCCGUAGCUAAAACUGUUUUGAGAAAAUUAUACUUAAUCAGCUUGCUUAUAUCCCCAAGCUAUGUUCUCACGCGAAUCCAAGCGAUCAAAUGAUGCCGAGGGCCAGCAUAGAGUUAAUUGGCGGAUGUUGAUUUAAAUGUUCCAGCACAUAUGGGGUACACAGCAUACACCGUGUUCGGACGUCAAGAAAUAUUCGAAUACAACUUUAAAUAAUUUAUUGAUAAUAAUCGACAUGGCUACAAGUGAGAUUUUUUUGUUGACGGUGCUAUUGUUUAGUUCUGGAAAUGCAAUUGGACCGAAGUUGCGACUAACAGUAUACUAUGAGAGCGAGUGUCCUGAUAGUGAAACAUUUAUACUCAAGCAACUCCAGCCAACAGUGCAACAACUGCAAAACAAUAUUACACUUCAACUUGUGCCAUUCGGCAAGGCAAGGAGUAUAAACUAUGGUAACGACGGCUUCGAAUGCCAACACGGCUCCUCAGAGUGCCUUGGUAAUAUGGUACAGGACUGCGCACUAAGUCGGAUGAAGCAGUACACUGAUGUUAUGAAAGUGGCUUACGUCGCCUGCGAGAUGGAAACCAGGUCGGGGGCUAAAGGAGAUCUGCUUUGUGUCCAAAAUGCAAAACUAUCUCCUAAAGAUGUAGAAGACUGCGUCUUGACAGGUGAAGGAACAAUGCUUCAACUUCACAGUGAAUACCAGACCAGCAAAGUGCGACCCAGCUUCAUACCUACUAUCACUGUUAACGGGGUAUUUGAUCAACACAUUCAAGAUAAUGCCCAAGUGGAUCUUUUUAGUACUCUGUGUUCCAUAUUGAAGGAAGCUGAGCCGUGUGCGAAACACUACAACUCAAUGGCACUUAAUAAUCUAUUAAUAAAUCAACGGUGAAUAUAUCAUUUAAAACGG
Messenger RNA from Pieris brassicae (large cabbage white), 1212 nucleotides. Its product is annotated as gamma-interferon-inducible lysosomal thiol reductase-like. Lineage: Eukaryota; Metazoa; Arthropoda; Insecta; Lepidoptera; Pieridae. Gene Ontology annotation, molecular function: oxidoreductase activity, acting on a sulfur group of donors, disulfide as acceptor. Bases 445 to 1194 code for a protein of 249 amino acids. The transcript is spliced from 8 exons. The record is from RefSeq and is a predicted model, not a curated record.